AUGUCCCCACCGCGCAUCGAUCCGCUCCGCCCAACGCUCGCUCCUCCCACCCGCCCCGCUUACAGCACCCCCUCCCCCGCCCCCCUCCCACGUCGCACCCGCGCCUCGGUCCGUGUCGCGACGCCCGCGCGGUCACCUGUGUCGCACGUCCUCAGUCGCAAAGCGGCCGCGACGCGCGCCACCCGCUUCGCAACGCGUUUGUAUUAUGACAGUGACGUGAUGGAAGGCAAAGAGUUCGGUGCGGUUCCCGGCUUGCCGGCCGGUCUGGACUAUUUCAUGAUGCCGCGUGUCAGUCAACCCGCGCCGCAGUUCGACUUUAGAAAAUUAGGCGCCAGCUUCAGUGGCCGAGACGAAGACAGGAGCGAUGAGAGGCGGUCACCCGAGUAUUCGGAGCGCCGCGACCCACCGCCGGCGCCCUGGCCUCUCGGACUCGGCGUUCAGUUCGUGAAUCCUGCAACUGGGAAAAAGAGGGUGCAAUGCAACGUUUGUCUCAAGACUUUCUGCGAUAAGGGCGCGUUGAAAAUACACUUUUCGGCGGUUCAUUUACGAGAGAUGCACAAGUGUACAGUGGAAGGGUGUACGAUGAUGUUUAGUUCGCGCCGUUCGAGAAAUAGACAUAGUGCUAAUCCUAAUCCAAAGUUACAUUCGCCGCACGUGCGGCGCAAGAUUUCGGCCCACGAUGGCAGGUCAGCACAGCCUUUCCCGCUUCUGCCGGCAUUAGCGCGGUUGCCAUUACCGCCUCCUGCCUUACUACCUCCGGAGCUAGCAGCGCGGCUACCUCCUCCGCUAUCGGCACCUUCUGGACCCUCACCUCUACAAUCUCGAGUGCCACUCGACGACCUCCACAACUUCAGUGAAAUUGAAAAAAUGUACAGAAAGCUACCUCCUCCUGAAGAACCAUCUCGUGGCGCUUUAGAUCUGGCUAAACAUUUAGUGAACGUUGACGAGGACUCCGUUAAUUAUAGUGAAAUUAAUGAUGAAUUAUCGGACGAUGAACAGAAAGAUAAAUGCGAAAAAAUUGCUGAACCUCCAGUGAUACAAAGGCUGAAUUAUGAUGAUGAACCGGAAGAUUUAACUGUGAAUAAGAAAAAAGUUGAUGAAAAACCCGCCGAAAAGGAAACUAAAAUUGAAAAUAGAAAUAACCCCACCGUAACAGAUGAUAAGGUUUCUUCAAUGGUUCCAAAUAAACGCAAACGAAAAAGCGGCAAUCCCACUCGGUGUUCUCAAACCAACGAAUAUAGCGUAUCUGAUGAAGAAUAUCAAGGUGGUGAUUUAUUUAGAAAUCUUUCCACGCCCGGCUCGAGUCGUGCCGACGAUGAACCGUUAUCGUUAAAAAAGCAAAAGUCUGAAAAGUGGGAAUCAUUUCAGAACGGUGAAGAAGCUACCGCGGAUUCCGAAUCAGUGACGCGUGUGAAAGCCGAAAGUGAAUCUGAUGACGAAUCAAGUGCACCGAGCGUUGUUCGCGAGGGUUUGAGACUGCGAUCAGAUCUAUAUACUCCGAGUGAUAGCGGCAGUGAUUUACACACCAUGGAGGAGCGACUGGCAAGAGCGCGCUCGCCAUCAGCGAGCAGUGACAAAACAGACGACAGGGCAGAUAUCAACGAUCUCGAAAUACCCAUAGACGAUGAGAACCCAGAUCGGUGUACUGCUUGCGGUAAAGUAUUUCAAAACCACUUCACCUUGCGAAUGCAUUACCGAAACGAUCACUUAAAGUUGCUCCAUCCAUGCGACGUGAACGGGUGCGAUGCUGCGUUUCCUUCGCGGCGGAGUCGGGAUAGACAUAGCUCGAAUAUCGAUUUGCAUCGGAGAUUAUUAUCGACUAGCUCACCUGACACUAGAGAACAUAGGCCUCCGAUGGAGGUGAACAACGAACUUUUGAAUAAACUGUAUGCAGACAUUAAAGGACUGGCUUCCACAUUAGAGAGUUUAAGGUACGGAGGGAAUGAAGAAGCGUCUCAACUUCCUAGUUACGUAACUGAGACGAUGAAGUUUUACAGUCGGAACUUGGGUGCGUUGCAAACGGGUUUGUUUUCGCAGUUUGGCGAGAGGUCGGGGUUUUUUCCGAGUCCUUUUUUGAUGGGUAACGGGGUGCCACAUGCUGGUGGGCCUUAUGGAGCACCUGCCGGAGCUCAAUCAGCGAGGGAGUCGAUGUCGCCUCUAUCGGCAUCAUCGCCACCCGUUAUAUCUCCAGGGAGGCUGGAUGCGGCUCAUGCCCGCCCUCGCGAUGACGCGAAGCUGCUUUUUCGCGAGACCUCGGAAUCCUUCAAAAAGAUGACGUCAUUAUGUGAGCGGCAAGAACAGCUUUACCAACACCACGUGCCGGUGUCAUGACGCCGCCUUUGUCCCCGCCCUUCCUGGUGAUACCUUAUCUCCCCAAGCUAACCGCGUUAGCGACAGACUGUAUAUUUAAUUGUUAAUAAUUUUAAUUGUGUUAAUUCUAUUUUGUAUUUCGUUUUGUAUUUUUCUUGUGAUAUUUAGACAAAUAUAUGGUAAUUAUCGAUCCCACAAACUGUAAGUUAAUAGGGAUAGGACAGUGAAUCGGCGUUUGUGACGCAAAGUGCAAUAACGGACUUGGAUAUUAUAAAUAUUAAUGGGCUCGACGUACGUUAUGUACCGUGUAGACUAUUCAUAAUCGAUGUUGAAAGUAAACGUUAUAAUGAUCAGCUUCAUUUAUUGUUCUGGCGCAAUAAACUCAUUGAGGAAAAUUCUAAAAUU
Molecule: messenger RNA, 2715 nt
Organism: Diatraea saccharalis (sugarcane borer)
Lineage: Eukaryota; Metazoa; Arthropoda; Insecta; Lepidoptera; Crambidae
Source: the annotation of a GenBank genome assembly